AUGAGAUCCAAAGCUCAAAACUCCAUCAACCUUAAACCCCUAAUCAUUCUCUUCUCCUUUUUCCUCUUCCUUCUUGUUCUAAAACUAGGAUCAAAUUUUUCGUCAAACAUACAAAAUCUUCAGUCAAAAUAUAUUGAUUUUACAGCCCCAUGCCACAAAAUUCCACCAUCACUAGCUGAAGCACUCGUCCACUAUGCAUCCACAAACAUCACCCCUCAACAAACCUAUCAAGAACUUCAAAUAACAUUAAGAGUUCUUGAACAAAAAUCUCCAACCAACUUCUUGAUUUUUGGCCUUGGCUACGAUAGUCUCAUGUGGUCAAUGCUCAACUAUGGUGGUAAAACAAUUUUCUUGGAGGAAAGUGAUGCAUGGAUGCAGGACGUGAAGAAGCAAAUACCUUCGAUUGAAGCUUUCCAUGUAACCUAUAAUACUAAAGUAACUGAAGCUGUUCAACUUUUACAUCUCGGGAAAGAAGAAAAUUGCAAAGUAGUGACUGAUCCAAGAUCGUCAAAGUGCCACCUAGCAAUCAAAACUUUUCCAGAUGAAGUUUAUAACACUGAGUGGGAUGUGAUAAUGAUUGAUGCACCAACAGGUUACAAGGCUGAAUUGCCUGGACGGAUGACUGCUAUUUAUACAGCCGGACUAUUGGCAAGAAAUAAGAGAUUUGGUGAUACUGAUAUUUUUGUACACGAUAUUGAUCGAUGGGUAGAGAAUAAAUUUUCCAUGGAUUUUUUAUGCGAUGGAUAUUGGAAAGAAGAAGUGGGAAGAAUCAGGCAUUUUACCAUUCCAAGCCAUAGGGGAGGAGUUGAGAGGCCAUUUUGCCCAUGA
Molecule: messenger RNA, 828 nt
Organism: Coffea eugenioides
Lineage: Eukaryota; Viridiplantae; Streptophyta; Magnoliopsida; Gentianales; Rubiaceae
Product: glucuronoxylan 4-O-methyltransferase 3-like
Exons: 1
Coding region: 1-828 (275 amino acids)
Biological process (GO): xylan biosynthetic process
Molecular function (GO): glucuronoxylan 4-O-methyltransferase activity
Source: RefSeq, a predicted model, not a curated record